AUGCUUGUCAUUAUAGCGGUCGUCUGCGCUGUUCUCGCAAUAGUCCUGCCUCGGAAGACACGCGACAGCCCCAUUGUCACGCCGCCUUCGGCGUCACCUGGGACGGAACAUUGGCCUUGUCGAGAGGUCCUCCACUCCAAUUUUCCAGAUCCGAAUCUCCUCAGGCACAAUGGCACUUGGUACGCCUUUGCAACGAACAACGCUGCCGGGCACUUCGGCUUGUCGCACGUACAACUCGCAACCUCGCCAGAUUUUGUAAAUUGGACGUUGUGCGAUUAUACCGAGGAUCCGUUACCAAAACUGGGCGACUGGCUUGUGCCCAAGUCCAACUUAUGGGCCCCCAACGUGCUGCAGCGCGCCGAUAGCAAAUUUGUUCUCUACUAUGCCGCUACCGCUGCCAAUGCCACUGGGAACCACUGUGUGGGAGCAGCCGUUGGUGACUCUCCACAAGGUCCUUAUGACCCUCUACCAACUCCCCUCGCCUGUCCCACUGAGAUUGGUGGUGCUAUUGACCCUUCCUCAAUCAUCGACUCGGACGGAUCGAUAUACUUAGCAUACAAAGUGGAUGGAAACAAUAGAGGAAACGGCGGGGAUUGCGAGAACACGGUGCCUCCUCUCAAGGACACUCCGAUUCUUCUCCAGAAGUUGGAGCAGGAUGGCACCACUCCUCUUGGACCGCCAGUUAAGAUUCUGGAUCGGACGUAUGAGGACGGCCCGCUGGUUGAGGCCCCCAAUCUGAUUCGAACCGUCGAGGGCAUCUAUUUUCUCUUCUUCAGCUCUGGCUGCACAAGGCUCCCAAGCUAUGACGUAAAGUAUGCCACUAGCUCUAACAUCACCGGUCCUUACGUUCGAUCUCCUAAGCGAUUACUGAAGACUGGCGACAUGGGCCUACUAGCCCCAGGAAGUGUAUCCGUAACUCAGGACAAGUCGAAAUGGAGGAUGGUAUUCCAUGCCCGCGUUAAAACGGACUUUGGUGGUGUUCGAGCUAUGUAUACUGCUAAUCUAAUCUUUAACAAGACUGAUGCUUCCUUCGACCCUGCUUCGUAA
This is a messenger RNA of Lindgomyces ingoldianus, 1047 nucleotides long. Its product is annotated as Arabinanase/levansucrase/invertase. Gene Ontology annotation, biological process: carbohydrate metabolic process. The record is from RefSeq and is a predicted model, not a curated record. Lineage: Eukaryota; Fungi; Ascomycota; Dothideomycetes; Pleosporales; Lindgomycetaceae. Gene Ontology annotation, molecular function: hydrolase activity, hydrolyzing O-glycosyl compounds. Bases 1 to 1047 code for a protein of 348 amino acids. The transcript has 3 exons.